CCCAGAAAUGUGCCAUUGUCUCAGAAAGCAGUCAGUGCAAGAGUUAGUGCAAGAGUUAGUGCCAGAGUGAAAGGACAGCAGGCGGCAUAUAAUGAAGCUGUUUCCUGUCCAUUCAAUACUUUGGUCCAGUUUGCUGGUUUUGUAUGCCUCACAAAGCGAGCUGGAAGACAAUCAUGAUGUUUGUAUGGAUGAGAUUAUCCCGGAUGAGCUCUUUCAGAUACAGACUACACAGCAGGAUCAAGUAGAAACAGAUGCGAUGGAUAAAGAAAACUUCCUCUGCCUCCUUUACCCAACAAAUGAACUCAACUGCUCCUGGUCAUUUAAUACUUUACAAAAAGAUACUCAGCUCUUUGUCUAUAUCAGAAUCUGUGUGAAUAGUACCACAGUUCCCAAUAUGAGCCAUUAUUCUGAGGAAAGAGUUGGAUCAACAUCUCUGAUUCUGCAUGAGCAUGAAAUGUUACAUGUAAUCCUCCAAUUUAACAUAACCCGGCACGACAAGUGGACAGUCUACACCUACACAUACGACGAGGACAUGCUAGAGGUACUCCUGCCACCUCAAAACAUCUCUGUAUCAGUCAAAGAUGGAAACCUGUUGGUGACAUGGGCUCUGCCCCACAGUCGAGUAUCCUACAACCCUUCCUGCUUUGACUACCAGCUGGAAGUGGGUGACCAGGGAAACCUGAAAAACUUGGACACCCACCUGUCUUAUAAAGAGCCAAAUGCAGAUCCCAGUGAAACCUACAGAGUGAGGAUGAGGACAAGACCUAAAGAUACAUGCCAAUCAAACCCUCAAUGGAGCGAUUGGAGUCACCCUGUCACGGUGGAACAGUCCAUUUACAGUCUGAACAUUCUGGUGAUCCUCUCAAUUUCACUUGGAAUACCCAUGAUCCUCCUGGCUGUGCUUCUGUUGGUGCGCUAUCAGAGGGUGUCUAAGGUUCUGUUUCCUCCGAUUCCUCGCCCCCCGCUGAAGUAUAUAUAUUUUUUGGAAAAAAAUGACACUUCCAAUUUCUUUUAUCCUGCCCCAGCAGCUGAACCUGUGGAGGAGAUCACAACGGUGGAGGACACAGAACAAGAUCCUGGAAAGACAUCUUAAAUCUCAUUUUCAUCCUUAAUUUCCAUUCAGAAACAGAAAUGUGUUGAAUGUAUGCAAAGUGUAUGUAGGUGUGUUUGUGUAACUCAAGAAAUGUUUUUUAGUUUUUAUAUUCUUUUUUAUUUAAACCAAAGGGACAUGCAUAGAUGAGUUUUAAUUAAAUACUUUAUCUGCCUGAACUAGCCGGUUAGCUUGUCCUAAAAUGUUUAUCUAUAUCUAGUGCUUCUACAAAAUAUGUAUACCUUUUUGCGUGUGGAAUAAAGUUGAGUGAUACAG
This is a messenger RNA of Morone saxatilis (striped sea-bass), 1366 nucleotides long. Its product is annotated as granulocyte-macrophage colony-stimulating factor receptor subunit alpha-like. The record is from RefSeq and is a predicted model, not a curated record. The transcript has 10 exons. Gene Ontology annotation, biological process: cytokine-mediated signaling pathway. Gene Ontology annotation, molecular function: cytokine receptor activity; protein binding. Gene Ontology annotation, cellular component: external side of plasma membrane. Lineage: Eukaryota; Metazoa; Chordata; Actinopteri; Moronidae. Bases 92 to 1093 code for a protein of 333 amino acids.